UUAUAGUAAAACUCCACAACUUCUCUAAACAAGAUGGCGGCGUCCAUAAUUGAGACAUGCCAUGUAGCAUGCAGCGCAAACAGGACUCCAAACGUUGUUUCUUGGGGUCGCGGAGGGACUAUAGCUUUCGGGACGUGUAACUCAGUGGCUCUUUACGACCCACAGGAGAGAGGAGUUGUCGCUUUGCUGAACGGACACAAAGGGAGAGUGAAUGCAGUCCAAUGGGUUCACAACAAUCACAAUGCUUCGGAGCGUCACGUUGUCUCAGGAGGUUCAGACAAUCGGAUCAUCCUCUGGGAAGCUCAACAUGGGAAGUUUGUCCAGUCAGUGGAGUGUAAGGGCCACACUGGUCCUGUCAGUGCUGUGGAUGCCAUCUACACGGAGGACUCCAAGGUCCUCGUUGCCUCCUCUUCAUCGGACUCCACAGUGAGAUUGUGGCUCUGCAGCGACAACAAGCAAGCUGAGGGCCUCCAUAAUGUAUCAUUUGGGAGCGGUUUCAUGAUGGAUGUCUCUCUAGCUCUGUUGCCAGGCACCAGAGUUCCCAUACUGGCCUGCGGGGGUGAUGACUCUCAGGUGCAUCUGUACGUGCUGGAGAGCGGUCUGCUCCAGAAAGCCAUGUCACUGCAAGGUCAUGAAGACUGGGUUCGUGGUGUAAAAUGGGCAUUCACAGGGAGCGAGCUGUUAUUAGCCAGCUGUUCACAGGACUCUCUCAUUAGAGUGUGGAGGCUCUGUGCCAAAUCUGCCACAGACACGAGCGCUGAUGAUGAUCACACAGUCAUCAAAAUGAAAGAGGACGUUUUUGAAGUGAAGGACAGAGGAAUGGUGUUAGUGUUUGCUGUGUCCCUUGAAACGGUCCUGGCAGGACAUGAGAACUGGGUUUAUGGGGUCAACUGGCAGCCUCCUGUCUAUAAAGGUGGUGAGCUGCAACAGCCUCUCACUCUGCUCUCAGCCUCCAUGGACAAAACCAUGAUCAUCUGGGCUCCUGAGGAAGGAUCUGGUGUCUGGGUAGAGCAGGUGCGCGUUGGGGAAGUAGGUGGAAACACUCUGGGCUUCUAUGGCUGCCAGAUGAGUCCGGAUGGCUCAAUGAUUUUGGCACAUGCUUUCCAUGGAGCGCUGCACCUUUGGUGCAAGGAUCAGGAUAAAGAGGGAGAGUGGAAACCUGGAGUUGUGAUAUCAGGUCACUUUAAUGCUGUCCAAGACCUGAGUUGGGAUCCAGAAGGGCAGUUUAUCCUUAGCGUGGGCUCAGACCAGACCAGCAGGUUGUUCACUACAUGGAGGAUGCAAGACAGCAAACAGGCAACCUGGCAUGAAAUCUCCCGGCCACAGAUCCACGGAUACGACUUGCAGUGUCUGGCCAUGGUCGGGAGGUUUCAGUUUGUGUCUGGGGCCGAUGAGAAGGUCCUCAGAGUGUUUCAAGCGCCUCGUAAUUUUGUGGAGAACUUUGCUAACAUCUCAGGGAUUUCGAAAGAAAAGCUGCUUCAGUCCAGUGGCUCGGCUAGCCUUCCAGAAGGAGCUAGCACACCUGCCUUGGGUCUUUCCAACAAGGCUGUAUUUCAAGGCGACCUUGUCCCCAAAGCUGCCAAAGAAGAGGAGCAGUUCAGCAGUAUAUCUGACCAAUACCAGGAGUCGUAUUUCCACCCGCUCAGCCUGACUGAGCCACCCCCAGAGGAUGAUCUUCUCCAGAACACACUGUGGCCCGAGGUCCAGAAACUGUAUGGUCAUGGAUUUGAGAUGUUCUGCCUCGCCUCUGACAGCACCAGGACGUUGGUUGCAUCCGCAUGCAAGGCAUCUAAAGCUGAGCAUGCAGCUGUGCUGCUGUGGAGUACAGCCACGUGGCGUCAGCUGCAGGCGUUGCCAUAUCACGCCCUUACAGUGACCCAGAUGGCCUUUUCACCCAACGCAAAGUUCCUGUUGGCUGUUUCCCGAGAUCGCACCUGGUCAUUAUGGGGACGGAAGCUGUCAACACCAGAAAGUCCAGAGCCCCUGUUCUCACUGUGCGCGCACACAGGCAAGGACACAUCCAUACACAGCAGAAUCAUCUGGUCAUGUGACUGGAGCUCCAACAGCAAAUACUUUGUGACAUCCAGUCGGGACAAGAAGGUGAUAGUGUGGGGGCCGUGCAUGCUGGAGGAGUCAGAAGAGCCAGUGUUUCCUCUGGAGAUCAAACCAUGUUCAUCCAUCUUGGACGUAGGGGAUUCUGCUACGGCUGUAGCUUUCUGUCCGUCCCUCUGUUCUGAUAGCAGCUACUUGCUCGCAGCUGGUCUGGAGUGUGGUCGAAUCCUGCUCUACAGGUGGAGACCUGGUCAGGAGGGGGCUACAGGAAGUGACUGGAUUAGCUGUGGUGGAACAGACACCUUCCAAAGCCACACUCUGGCAGUGAAGCGGCUUCGCUGGAGGCCCCGGGCCGGUCAGGCAGGUCUAGAGAACGGCGAGAUGGAUGGGUUGAGUGACACGGAGAGAAAACUCAAAGAGAAGAGCUCCUGGGUCCAGCUUGCUAGUGCCAGUGCCGACCACUCUGUCAAAAUCUUCAACGUCAACAAACGGGCUCUUUAGCACCGCCACGACUCACACUAUUAUGUUUUUUGCAAGUAAAGAGAGACGCUUGGACUAAGGGCCACGGGGCAGUGUGGGCCACAGAGGCCACAUCUGCUCUUUCCCAAACCAUUCAGUCCCUGUGACAGCAAGUUAGGCCACGGGUCAGUCAAAGGACAGAACCUGCUGCACAAAAGGCCCGAAGUCUGUCUGCACAGAGCCACGGGUUUGAUGGGUGGAAGCAGGACGGUAAAAACACCAUGACUGCAGGGUAGUGUCUGGUUUAGAUACUUCAGAGUGGUUUAGAUUCAGAGAAGAAACCUCUGCUGGAUAUUUAUAGACUAACAUGUGCCUAUGGAAAUAUUUAUGUGUUGGAUUGACUUUUUAAAGAAGUCAGCUUCACCAUUAUGCAUCAAGUUCUGAUGUUGCUUGUAAAAAACGUUUUGUAUUGUCAUAAUUGGUUUGCUCUUAUUAGAUGAAGUCAGUAGAAAUAAAAGGUGGUUGAAAGGG
This is a messenger RNA of Girardinichthys multiradiatus, 3042 nucleotides long. It is a transcript of the gene elp2, whose product is annotated as elongator acetyltransferase complex subunit 2. The transcript is spliced from 22 exons. The record is from RefSeq and is a predicted model, not a curated record. NCBI's taxonomy places the organism in Eukaryota, Metazoa, Chordata, Actinopteri, Cyprinodontiformes, Goodeidae. The coding region runs from base 34 to 2553 and encodes 839 amino acids. Gene Ontology annotation, biological process: tRNA wobble uridine modification. Gene Ontology annotation, cellular component: elongator holoenzyme complex. Gene Ontology annotation, molecular function: protein binding.